CACAAGAUGUUGUUCAACAUCGCCACUCUUUUAGCUCUUGCCCCUUCUAUUCUUGCGGCAGUCACGGACAAUGGUGACAAGAAGAAGCGCGAUGUCGUCCCUGGUGGAUACAUCGUCGAAUUUGAGGAUGUCAUGUCUAUCGCUUCUGAUGUAUGUGUUGAGCUCUUGAUCGAAAGACUUACCAUUGACAUGUUGGAUAGANCCAAAUCCAAUUUCUACUCCGAGCUUUCAGACAAGAAGAUGAAUCCUACUCACCGCAUGGAUCUCUCGUCUUCUCUCUUCAAAGGCCUUUCGUUCCAUGUUGAUACUGGCCUUGACCAGGCAGUUGUCGCUUCAGACAUUCAAGCCAUGCCUAUUGUUCGCAAAGUCUGGCCUAUAUCACUGUACGAUACUCAAGACUAUGCAACCGCUCCCUAUGCCAAUGGCUCAAACUCUACAACUUCUUCUGACACCUUCUCUACUCACCUUAUGGGCCAUGUCGACAGACUGCACGCCGAAGGCUUGACCGGAAAUGGAACGUUUGUUGCAAUUAUCGAUACUGGUAUUGAUUACCUCCAUCCUGCCCUCGGUGGCUGUUUCGGCCCUGGUUGCAAGGUUGCAUAUGUAAGUGCCUUGGCACAAGCUUUGGAAAUGCUUGCUAACGUUCACAACAGGNGUUAUGAUUUGGUUGGUGAUGACUACGACGGUACCAACGCUCCUGUACCAGAUCCUGAUCCAUACUCUGCCUGCAAUGAGCACGGCACCCAUGUUGCAGGUAUUGUGGCGGCUGGCACGAACCCCUACAAUUUCACCGGUGUCGCACCCGAUGCAACUCUAGGUGCUUACAGAGUUUUUGGAUGCUCUGGAAGCGCUGGUGAUGAUGUUCUUAUUGAUGCUUUUACCCGUGCCUACGAGGAUGGAGCAGACAUCAUCACUGCCAGUAUCGGUGGCCCCAAUGGCUGGACUGAGGAGCCGUGGACUGUCGUAGUCUCUCGUAUCGUCGCAGCUGGAACUCCCUGCACUCUUGCUGCUGGUAAUGAUGGCUCCGAAGGCCUGUUCUACGGUUCGUCGGCUGCUGAUGGUAUUGAUGUCAUUGCCGUUGGAUCUAUCGACAACAUCGAAUCCCCCGUAUUCACCACUUAUGGCAGAUACACUGUCGACAACUCGACAAGUGGCCAAUUUGGUUACUUGGCCGCUGCUAUCGGCAUGCCCAAUGUCAGCCUACCCCUAUGGGCUGUCAGUGAAGACAGCACCAUCGUUGACGAUGCUUGCAAACCUCUUCCUGCCGACACCCCUGAUCUUUCCGGCAAGCUUGUCCUCAUCCGCCGUGGCACUUGCACUUUCGAUACCAAGGCCGCGAACGUUGCUGCCUUCGGAGCUCAGUACAUUCUGUUCUACAACAACGCUCCCAGUCUCACCUCUCCCAGUGUGACUGACCCUGACAUCCUGGGAGCAGCCAUGGUCUCCGCCGACCAAGGUGCUUCCUGGGCUGCUAGCCUUGCUGCUGGCUCUGCUAUUCAGGUCAGCAUCGAUGGUAAGUUGACUGUCUUCUCCAGUCCUGCCAACAAUGUCACUGGUGGACACAUGUCAACAUUCUCGAUGUGGAAUCCCACCAACGAGGCCUACGUUAAGCCUGAGAUCUCUGCCCCUGGUGGUAACAUCUUGUCCACGCUCCCUCUUGAGCAGGGCGGCUACGGAGUCUUAUCCGGUACUUCAAUGGCUACUCCCUUCGUCGCUGGUGUUGUUGCACUCAUGAAGCAGGCUCGUCCCGAUCUUGAGCCUCACACCAUUCGAGCCAUUCUUGGCACUACUGGCCAUCCUGUCACUUUCAACGACGGCAAGACUACCUACGAAUAUCUUGCUCCUGUGGUUCAGCAGGGAGGUGGUGAGGUUGACGCUUUUGCUGCCGUUCAUACGUCCACUAUCCUCGAUGUUGCAAAUCUAGCUUUCAACGACACGGCCCACUUUGUCCAAGAAGCAAACUUCACCAUUACCAAUCGCGGUAGCAGCGAUAUCACCUACAAUCUCGACUACAUCAAUGCUGCCACAGCUUAUACUCUUCCUGAUGAUGGCAGCACCCAACCCCAGACUUUCCCUCCAGAUCUCGUCACUUCCGGAGCAAGCGUACACUUGAGCUCUAGCAGCGUGAGCGUCGCAGCUGGCAAGUCUGAAGCUGUCAUUGUCACUCUGUCACUUCCCAAGGACCUCACAACCGCUCGUAUUCCCGUGUACUCAGGCUUCAUUACCAUCAAUGGAACCAAUGGCGAUUCUCUGAAUCUCCCUUACGCCGGCGUUGCGUCUUCGCUCAAGGACGCCACUGUCCUUGAUGCCAGCACUGGAUAUCCCUACAUCACUAGCACCUCUGACAACACCUUUGUCCCCCUGAACUCUAGCACUGUCUUCACCAUUUCAGUUGCUAACACUACCAUCAACGGUACUACCGACAACUCAACUGGUCUUCUGAUACCCAAUUUGAGAAUCGGUCUCGUCAUGCCUUCGUCCCUCAUCCGAGCCGAUCUCCUCCCCUCAAAUGGUACAUAUGGCACUUACACCAACACCACCACGAUUCUUGGUGUCAAGACUUUAGGUGCUAUUGCCGGCAGCCCCAGUGUCUACCAGCCUAGAGCCAACGCCUGGAGCACCGCGUUCUACGGUGUCCUUGACGACGGCAGAAGAGUUCCCGCUGGCACUUACUCUAUCCUCGUUCGCGCUUUGAGAAUCUUUGGAGAUGCGACAAAUCCUGAGGACUAUGACAGUGCUGAGACUCAGCCUUUCACAAUUAGAUAUGUGCAUUAA
Aureobasidium uvarum is the source of this 2775-nucleotide messenger RNA. NCBI's taxonomy places the organism in Eukaryota, Fungi, Ascomycota, Dothideomycetes, Dothideales, Saccotheciaceae. The record is from the annotation of a GenBank genome assembly.